Molecule: messenger RNA, 2622 nt
Organism: Pleuronectes platessa (European plaice)
Lineage: Eukaryota; Metazoa; Chordata; Actinopteri; Pleuronectiformes; Pleuronectidae
Gene: klf4
Product: Kruppel-like factor 4
Exons: 5
Coding region: 312-1673 (453 amino acids)
Biological process (GO): regulation of transcription by RNA polymerase II
Molecular function (GO): DNA-binding transcription factor activity, RNA polymerase II-specific; RNA polymerase II cis-regulatory region sequence-specific DNA binding
Source: RefSeq, a predicted model, not a curated record
CACGCGGAUGUCUCAGUUCAGGCUGCCGCUUCCCUGCAUGGCAACAGGCGCGAGGGAUUCCCCCUCUCCCGGUCCGUCGCCUCUCUGUCUUCCCAUUCAAAUAUUAUAAUUCAAAGAGAGAUACUUCAGCGUUCAAAAGUCCGUGUGUCUGGCGGCGGCUGUCCGGCGCGCCCAUCAAGUGCAACAUGUCCUGGAUCCUGGUUUGAGACGCGGGGGCGCACGGAGCAGCAACUUUUACGCCCGGGGGAUAUUUAACCACGCAGCCCGCAAGGUGACACCGAGGACGGGACUCCACAUCCAGAUUCUCACUGAUGAGGCAACCUCCCAAUGACGUCGAGAUGGCUUUAGGCGGAACGCUUCUACCCUCCAUAUCCACGUUCGCCAGCGGCCCCUCCGUCAAGAGCACAUCCAUAGGAAGUGCCAAUUCAAGAUGGAAGGAGGAGUUGUCCCAUCUUAAGAGACCCAGCGUGCCAACCGGAAGCAACUGCACCGACCCAGACCAUCCCACUGCCACCAGCACAACAAGCCCCAGCAUGUCCAAGAAAGACAUAGAGCUAGACCUGGACUUGGACUAUGAUUUUAUACUGUCCAACUCCAUUCUUCAGCAGCAGCAGCAACAGCAACAGCAGCAACAGCAGCAGCAGCAGCAACAGCAGGAGGAGACCAUGGCGUGCUCCUCUGGCCAGGCCUCGUCUCCCUCCCCGGGCUCCUUCUCCUCUUCUUACCCUCUCCCCUCCCCUCAGGGCAAUUCCAGUGAGCUGCUCUACACCAUCCCAGACAUCAGUGAUGUUUCGCCCUCUGGAGGCUUCGUGGCGGAGCUGAUGAGGCCGGAGUUGGACCAGGCGUACCUGCACCCCACUAGCCUCCAUGGCAAGUUCGUGGUCAAGACAACAUUAGACAUGGGAGAGUACACCCAAGGCCUGACCGUGAGCAAGGCCUGCGUCAGCGCCGUGUCAGACCCAACUCCUUCGCGUGUCUCGCCGUCCUUUAUAUGCCACAGGAUAAAGCAGGAGAACCCCGGCAACUGCACCAUCUCACAGCCAAUUGACCUCCACCUGGGUGGGGUAAACUCUCACGGCAGAGGGGGCCAGCAGCAGCAGCGCCCCAGCCACUUGGACCUACACAGGUUCCCUGGCGGAGGGCGGCCCAUGACUGGCGGCAGGUUAUCGUCAUCCUCAUCCGUCUCUCCAGACCAUCCUCUGAGCCGGGAGCACCAGGUGUUGGGGCACCCCCACUCUCAGAUCCCUCUUGCUCCCCAGGGAUACCACCAUAGCUCCCCACAGGGCUACACCUCUUACCCUCAGCAAUCCUCCAUGCAGUACCAAGACCCCCUCAUGAUCUCCAGCGGGGACUGCUUGCCGGAGGAACCAAAGCCAAAACGCGGCAGACGCUCCUGGCCGAGGAAGAGAGUCGCCACGCACACGUGUGACUACGUUGGCUGUGGGAAAACAUACACAAAGAGCUCCCACCUCAAAGCACACCACCGCACACACACAGGGGAGAAGCCUUACCACUGUGACUGGGAGGGCUGCGGCUGGAAGUUUGCACGUUCGGACGAGCUGACGCGCCAUUACAGGAAGCACACGGGCCACCGGCCGUUUCAGUGUGCGAAGUGCGACCGGGCCUUCUCGAGGUCAGACCACCUGGCUCUGCAUAUGAAGAGACACCUAUGAGAUCCGGUUGGCGGAGCAGACUGGAUUGGCGAUGGGUGAAGGCUCCUGAAAAACAAAAAACAUUGGCACAAACCCAACAGACUCGUGACCUACACUUUUUUUUUAAACCUUAAAUUUCCCUCAAGCUAUUGUCAAGCAGCAGGACAAGCUGUGGUGUUCACGGCAAAGACCAUAACUCGCCUAUAACAGCCUAGAAUUUCUCACAAGACUGAUCCCGUCUUCUCACGUUGUGCCGGUGACUCGACGAGACCUCUCAGCCAGGGUUGUUAAAGCCUACGAAAGGGACCAAACUGGAAUUCGUCUUAUUUAACCGACAAAACUUGGAAGGACCAGGUGCCAACGACUUUUAACUGGAAAUGUAUUCUUUAGUCAGGGAAGCCAGAAGCAGCUGACACACGUCAUCAGAGGCCUUCUACCAGCAACAUGCCAUUUAUAGGAUCAGCUACACACUGUUCUAAAUACUGUAUUAAUAAAUACAUCUAUAUUUAUAUACACAUUUCACCUGCAAUGCCAUUAAUUUCAGGUACAAUGUUAAUUUAUACAGAAUGGUGCUCAGCGACUCUGGAGAAGGUUUUCUUUAAAGAAAAAAGGUACCAAAGAUAAAAGGAAAAAUAUACAAAUAGGUGAAAACUAUGAAAAAGUGCCAUAUUGUUGUUUGUGCGUUUCUCGGAAACCUCUUCCACAAUCUGACAUAAAUCAGGUGAACACUUCACUUUUGAAACGGUGAUGGCAAUCUUCAAUGCACUGCAAUUGCAAAGUGCAAUAAUUUAUAUGAGACAUUCAUAUUUUUGUAUGGAAUGAGUAACUCUGAACAAAGAUUUUUUUGUUUAUAGCCUAAAUAUGUAAUAUAAUCUUGAAUUUUGUACAUUUGUAAAUAAAAUUGCUUUGUUAUUGUUUUUGUAUUUUACAGUAUAGUAAAAUAAAAAUGUAUUUGAAAUAAGAAAACAAA